AUGAGAAGCAGCGUGUUUUUACUUUUUAAGAUGGAGGAAUUGUUGAAUAGUGAACAGACCUGCAUGCGUUUGAAAAAUAGCAUCGAUAUUGAAGAACUGCGGAAAAAUUCUGAAAUCACAUUUGAAUUACAGAAGGAUGAUGAGUCUUUUGAAAUUAAUGGAGAGAAAUUCUCGUCAGAAGCUUUCAAAGACAUGUACCUGAACAUUGCACCAACAGAGGAUGAUAGAGAGAAUUUGUUUUCAACAUCAUUUGAAAAAAUGGCUGAAAAUAUGACUGAUAUAUCUGGUGAUGGUGGAGUGUUGAAAAAAUUACUGAAACCAGGAGAAGGCCCUAUUGUUCCAGAAGAAGCCAUUGUUAGAACUCAUUACAAUGGCUUUGUUGAAUACAAUGAUGAACCAUUUGAUUCCACAAGACUUCGAGGAGAAGUUUUCAAAUUCAGGUUAAAACAAGGGAGCAUAAUUCCUGGUUGGGAAAUUGCUAUAAGAACAAUGAAAGCAGGAGAAAUCUCACAAUUCCUAAUCUCGCCAGACUAUGGUUUUGGCGAACUUGGAUGCCCACCUCGGAUUCCUGAAGCGACUUUGGCUUUAUUUGAAAUUGAACUUUUGUCUUUUGUCGAUGAGGUUGGUAUUGAAGAUUACUGCCACUUGAAUGAAGAAGAAAAAUCUAAACUCAUAUUUGAGCAAAUAAACAAAAUGGUUCUCAAAGAGAAAGCUUUGGCGACUGAAUAUUUCCAAUCAAAACAAUUACACAAAGCCUACAACAAAUACAAACUUGCCACCCAAAUAAUAGAAGAUUAUUUGCCAAAGAAUUAUGAAGAGAAACGACAGGGGGAACAAUUCCUUUUAACACUCAAUCUGAACAUGGCUUUAUGUUGUAUCCGUCUUAACCAUUCGGGACGAGCUGUGACUUAUUGUCAAAAGGCCUUACAGUUAGAUAAUACAAAUACAAAGGCUCUCUAUCGACUCGGCCAGGCCUACCAUCAGCUGGGAAGAUAUUCUGAAGCCAUUGCUAAUCUCAACUUAGCAAAGAAGCAAUUACCUUCGGACUCAAAUAUUUCAAAACUACUACAGCAAUUGCAUGAAGAUGUUUUGAAACAUAAAGAAGAAGAAAGCAAAAUAUAUCGCAGAAUGUUCUGUCAAAAAUUAUCAAAUCACAAAUCGAGUUUAUGUAAGCAAUAA
Messenger RNA from Acanthosepion pharaonis, 1179 nucleotides. Lineage: Eukaryota; Metazoa; Mollusca; Cephalopoda; Sepiida; Sepiidae. The record is from the annotation of a GenBank genome assembly.